Poeciliopsis prolifica (blackstripe livebearer) is the source of this 790-nucleotide messenger RNA. Its product is annotated as C-type lectin domain family 4 member E-like. NCBI's taxonomy places the organism in Eukaryota, Metazoa, Chordata, Actinopteri, Cyprinodontiformes, Poeciliidae. The transcript has 6 exons. The record is from RefSeq and is a predicted model, not a curated record. The coding region runs from base 2 to 727 and encodes 241 amino acids.
GAUGCCAGCCAGGGGAGCGGUUCUGCUGGUUCUGGUCGGUCUGCUGGCUGCUGCUUUCAUCGUCAUCUACAGACUCUCUUUUCUACUAAACAAUCAGACUCUCCAAACCCUGAAAGAGGAGAAUGAAGCUCUGAGGAGAAAUCUGUCAGAGUUUAAAGAUAUGAAACCUGGGAGUUCAACUUUUACAACAGCAUCUCCAGGAUGUCCAAAACCUCCAUCAUGUCCAUCAUGUCCAUCACGUCCAUCAUGUCCAACAUGUCCUCCACCUCCUAAAGCAAAAAGUCUGACAUGUCUGAAGUGUGAAACAGGAUGGGAGCCACAUGGAGGAAACUGUUAUUAUUUCUCCAGCACUAAAUCCUCCUGGACUGACAGCAGACGCUUCUGCAUUAAUCGGGGAUCAGACCUGGUGAAGAUCGACAGCAGAGAGGAGCAGAUGUUCCUGGAGGUCAGACUGAGAGGCUUGAUGGAGGACGAUGAGGACAAGUUCUGGAUCGGACUGACGGACUCAAAGACAGAAGGAAAAUGGCUCUGGAUGGACGGAUCUCCUCUGGAUAAAAGUUUGAGCUUUUGGAGUCUGAAGGAGCCUGAUAACUGGAGAAAUGAAGACUGUGUGAGGAUGGGAGAGAGAGGAGGAACUCAUGAUCUGAGAUGUUGGUUUGAUAAAGACUGUAAUGUUGCUCAUAAAAGUAUCUGUGAGAAACCAGCAGCAGCUCAUCACUGUGUCUGAAGUUCAGCUCAGUCUAUAAAACAAGCUGCAGAGAUUCUGGUUCUUUAAACAUUUAAACUUUUC